UUUGCCUGGAACUUGAAAUUUCAAAUGAAUAAAUGAGAUGUUCAGUAACGCAUGGUUGUCUGGAAAGAAGAUGAUAUGAGUGCAGUGAUUUGCUUUGUUCAUCAUCACAUUAUCUCCUCUUGGAAUCAUAGCAUCCAUGACCCUCGGUGCGCAGCAUUCUACGUACUUUACUCGCAAAUUUAUCCGGACACUUUACCCGCACUCACCAGGUCUACGACGUUGUUGUGGACAGGUAGGAGCCCCCGAAUACCGACAAUGUAUGUAUUCCUACAACUACUUCUUCAAGACAUAUACAUACAUACAGUACGCUACAUGCGAUUUAACACGCCUAUCUAAGCCUCGACGGUCAAAAUUACCAACCGAGCGAGCGAGCCCAAGGUACUAGCUGGAAAACAUGGUUUAUGUGAUACGACUUGAUUGCUAGGUCGGCGCUCGAUACAUGGUUGGAGUGAUCGCUCGGGGACGGAAAUGCUGCUCCAUCGGCGGACGGCUGUCGUCGUCCUUGCGGCGCUGCUUCUUGUUUCUGUCUAUCGGUUCUGCUCUGUUGGGUCUGGAUACGGUGUCCCGGUGUGGGUUCGUGGGGAUCGGAAUGGGGAUGGGGAGGCGAUGAAUGGUACGCUUGGGUUUGAGAAGGUUUUCGUGAUUAAUCUUCCUUCGCGACGGGAUCGGCGGGAUUCUAUGGCUCUGGCUGGUGUCGUAAGUAACUUAAACUUCACAUUCAUAAGAGCGUUAACGGGAGAGAAUGCGGUACUACCCGCGCCCCUGGCCCUGGGGAAUGCUGCAGAAGAUCGCACCGCAACAGACUUCUCGCAUUCUGCAUCGACAGGGGCUAGAGGAUCGUGGGGUUCACAUUUGAGCGCUCUACAGAGCAUCGUCGAUCUCAAAUUAGGCAGUGCUCUGGUGCUCGAAGAUGAUGUUGACUGGGACGUGCGGUUGAAGGCGCAGAUGCGGACCUUCGCCAGAGCGUCGCGGACGUGGCUGGCCAUCGAGCAACGCAAACGGCCGAAGGCUGGACCGCUUUUAUCCUCAGUUUCCAACAUAAGAGGAGCUAUAAAGACGGAUGUCGAAGGAGACGCAAUUGCGCUUCCGCCACACGUCCCCUUGAUUGAUGGUGGCUCUCGUGCUCGUAGCGCAAGCCCUUACGGCGAUAACUGGGAUGUCCUAUGGCUCGGCCACUGCGGCGCGGAUCUUCCGACUGCACAGCGAGAGGCGCGAUCGCGCACCCCUGAUUCUUUUUCUUCGUCGUCUUCAGCACUCAAGAUAACCAUCGCCAACGACACCACGGUCCCAGCGCCAAAACAUCUCCAGCCACACCCCUUCGCACUUCUCGACGCCCUCGCAGACGCAUAUCCCGCGCACACUCGCGUCGUGCACGCCUCCCGCGGGAACGUGUGUAGUCUCGCGUAUGCGGUGAGUCAGAGGGGCGCGCGCAAGCUCCUGCGGCGUUUCAGCGAGGACGGUUUCGUUGCGCAGUGGGAUCUGAUGCUGAGAGAUUACUGUUCCGGCGAAGACGAAGAGCAAUCCAGAGGCAUGGAACAAGGAAGGAAAGACCGGGAGAGUCUUAUCUGUCUCACUGUGCAACCACCGCUCAUCAGCCAUCGGUACGAAACGGGAGGAGGAGCGUCAGUCUCAGAUAUCAGGGGCCAGGGUGGAGGGUUCGCACGGGAGAAAAUGGGGACGCCGUAUAUUCGGCUUAGUGUCCAGGCGAAUCUGGAUCGCUUGCUUGCUGGGUAUCCGGAAGAGAGGUUGGUUGAUCAGCUCCCUGACCACGGGAGUGCUCUCUGGUAGAUAGAUAGAGUAGUUAGGGUGCCAUGACUAGAGGGGGCAUAUAGUAGGUUAGGUUCGAUUCCUUUCAGCGCUAUAUGGUUAUUCGUUUUUGGCUUAUUUGAUAGAUAUUCCGGGUAUGCUU
Molecule: messenger RNA, 1909 nt
Organism: Xylaria bambusicola
Lineage: Eukaryota; Fungi; Ascomycota; Sordariomycetes; Xylariales; Xylariaceae
Exons: 3
Coding region: 469-1788 (439 amino acids)
Source: RefSeq, a predicted model, not a curated record